UACUGGCCCCCGAAGCCUUCGUGCCCGUUUCGCCUCGCGCUUGCGCUGCUGCUGCUGCUGCUGCUAUUGCCCAAUUUGCCAUUCCAUUCCAUUCCGGGGGGAGGAUUAGGCGCGCUCUGUUUCGCGUGGGAAGCGUGCUUCCUCGUUUAGGCCCCUCGAAUUCCCGAGGGCGACGGCGACGUGCUCGGCGGCCGGGCGGAGAAAAUCUAGGGAGGCUUGGGCUCGCGAGACGCGCGCCUGUACGUGGCGUACGUGCCUUUGUUGGAUACAGCUGCUUGCUCUAGCUACCAAUGGCCGAGAUCUGCUGCGAGGAAGCCAAGUCCACGCCGGCCACCGCCGUGGCCGCGGCUGCCGCAGCGGCAGCCGCGGCAGUCGCCUCCUCGGCGUUAGAGAGGAGGCGACGCAGGUUGGAGAUGAGGCGGUUCCAGGCGCCGGUGGCCGACGACGUCCGGGCCGGCAAGCGGCAGAGGUUGGCUCGCACGGCGUCCGGUUCGUGCCCCGAAGUGGUCUCGGAGUUCGAGAGGCCGGAACUGCCGGAGCGGUUGCCGAGGCACGGGGUCACCUCCGUCUGCGGCCGGCGACGCGAGAUGGAAGACGCCGUCUCCAUUAGGCCGGACUUCCUGCCCGGCGCCACCAAGCACCACUUCUUCGGCGUCUUCGACGGCCACGGCUGCUCCCACGUGGCGACGUUGUGCCAGGAUCGGAUGCAUGAGGUGGUCGCCGACGAGCACAACAACGCCGGCUCCGGCGAAGAGACGGCGUGGAAGGGUGUGAUGGAGAGGAGCUUCGCGCGAUUGGACGAGCAGGCCGCGAGCUGGGCGAGCAGCCGCAGCGGCGACGAGCCCGCCUGCAGAUGCGAGCAGCAGAUGCCCUCGCGGUGCGAUCACGUGGGGUCCACCGCCGUGGUCGCUGUAGUCAACCCCACCCACGUCGUCGUCGCCAACGCCGGGGACUCCCGUGCCGUCCUCUCCCGCGCUGGCGCCCCCGUCCCGCUUUCCGUCGACCACAAGCCUGACCGGCCUGACGAGCUGGCGCGCAUCGAGGCGGCGGGCGGUCGCGUCAUCUACUGGGAUGGCGCCCGUGUUCUCGGCGUCCUCGCCAUGUCUCGAGCCAUAGGCGAUGGUUACCUUAAGCCGUUCGUGUCGUCGGAGCCGGAGGUGACGGUGACGGAGCGCACCGACGACGACGAGUUCCUGAUCCUGGCCAGCGACGGCCUGUGGGACGUCGUGGACAACGUGAUGGCUUGCGGGGUCGUCCGGGCGUGCUUCCGUAGCAACGGUCCGCCGGCGGCGCCGGCCGCUCGGGCCAACGGCGUGGCUCCGCCCGCUGGCGACGCGGACGCCGAGAACGGAUCCGCGGUGGUGAAGGGCGUGAGCAAGGUGGAUUCCGACAAGGCGUGCUCCGACGCGGCUAUGCUGCUGGCGAAGCUGGCGCUGGCCCGGCGGAGCGCCGACAAUGUCAGCGUGGUCGUCGUGGAUCUCCGCCGGGGGAUAUGAUUCUUGGAGCAGAGCAAAAUCAUACGCUCCAUGAUUGCUUGCUUUAGCCCCUUUUUUCUUCUUUUUUUCAAAUCCAAGCUAAUUCUUCCCCUCAUUUUUACCAUCCGUCCAUUUUGAUUUAGUAUUAAGAGUAGUUCCUGACCAGAUGAAUAUAAUAGACAGCUUUUCUUCUCUCAAAUGAGGAACUAAAGCUAGCUGGAACACGGAAAAUGCUGAUCUUGGCCUAGCACCAUGUACCACCGACCGAUAAGCACAACUUUUUGGUCGUAGAUUACAUGCCAAACGUGUUGAUUCCAUCCUC
This is a messenger RNA of Setaria italica (foxtail millet), 1797 nucleotides long. Its product is annotated as probable protein phosphatase 2C 9. Gene Ontology annotation, biological process: protein dephosphorylation. The transcript has 4 exons. Bases 291 to 1496 code for a protein of 401 amino acids. Gene Ontology annotation, cellular component: nucleus; cytosol. NCBI's taxonomy places the organism in Eukaryota, Viridiplantae, Streptophyta, Magnoliopsida, Poales, Poaceae. Gene Ontology annotation, molecular function: protein serine/threonine phosphatase activity; cation binding. The record is from RefSeq and is a predicted model, not a curated record.